Ostreococcus tauri is the source of this 1023-nucleotide messenger RNA. Its product is annotated as Alpha/beta hydrolase fold-1. Bases 1 to 1023 code for a protein of 340 amino acids. Lineage: Eukaryota; Viridiplantae; Chlorophyta; Mamiellophyceae; Mamiellales; Bathycoccaceae. The transcript has a single exon. The record is from RefSeq and is a predicted model, not a curated record. Gene Ontology annotation, molecular function: catalytic activity.
AUGCGCCGGGCGCGCGCGGGAUGUGAUCUCGCACCCGCGCGCGGGCGCGCGGGCGCGGGCGCGCGCGGGCGACGGCGACGAUGUGGUGUCCCGCGCGCGACGUCACCGAAAACGUUGGACGACGCGCGCGCGCGCUACGGCGUCCAGGAGCGCUAUUACGAGUGGGAGGGACACGUGAUACGAUACACCACGUCCGGGACGACGGGUGAACCGCUCGUCUUGAUCCACGGGUUCGGUGGGAACGCGGACCACUGGCGGAGGAACGUGAACGCGCUCGGCGAGCGAAGACGGGUGUACGCGAUUGAUUUAUUGGGGUACGGAUACAGCUCUAAGCCGAAUCCGAUGGCGGAGGGGUUGAAGCAGAAUGAGAUUUAUUGCUUUGAGACGUGGGGGCGGCAGAUUUUGCACUUUGUGGAUGAAAUCGUGGGCGAGCCGGCGUUCGUGGCGUGUAACUCCGUCGGCGGCGUCGCGGGUCUGCAAGCGGCGGUGGACGCGCCGGAGAAGGUGCGAGGGGUUGUUUUGAUGAAUAUCUCGCUCAGAGGUUUGCACAUCACGAAACAACCGGCGAUCAUACGGCCGUUCGUGAAGGCGCUGCAGACGACGCUGAGAGAGACGUCCAUCGGAAAGUCGUUCUUCGCGAGCGUCGCGAAGGAGCGAACGGUGAAAAACAUUUUAAAGGAGGCGUACGGGGAUUCCUCUCAGGUUACGGAUGAACUCGUGGAGGCGAUCUUGUCCCCGGGUCUGCGUGACGGUGCCGCGGAGGUGUUUUUGGAUUUCAUCUCGUACAGCGGCGGGCCGCUCCCCGAGGAACUCCUUCCCAAGUGCAAGGUCCCGGUUCGCAUGCUCUGGGGCGACAAGGAUCCGUGGGAGAACAUCGAUCAGGGUCGAAAGCUGUACGCAUCGUACGCGGAUAAAUUCAUUCCGCUUCCCGGCGUCGGGCACUGCCCUCAGGACGAGGCGCCCGAACUCGUGAACGGCCUCCUCAACGAGUUCGUCGACGAGUACGCGUCCGCGCCCGCGUAA